Messenger RNA from Neurospora tetraspora, 2016 nucleotides. Its product is annotated as cyclin-domain-containing protein. Gene Ontology annotation, molecular function: protein kinase binding; cyclin-dependent protein serine/threonine kinase regulator activity. The transcript is spliced from 2 exons. The record is from RefSeq and is a predicted model, not a curated record. The coding region runs from base 1 to 2016 and encodes 671 amino acids. Gene Ontology annotation, biological process: regulation of cyclin-dependent protein serine/threonine kinase activity. Gene Ontology annotation, cellular component: nucleus; cyclin-dependent protein kinase holoenzyme complex. NCBI's taxonomy places the organism in Eukaryota, Fungi, Ascomycota, Sordariomycetes, Sordariales, Sordariaceae.
AUGAAUCUCAACAGCGAACGUCGCGUGCACCCCCGCUGCAGCUCGCUUCUUCGAAACGCCUCAUAUCCCACAACCACCCUAACCUCCUACACCUCCGUCGAUUCCCUUCUCUCGGUUUCUUUAAUCUCGGUCCCGUCCGACACUACUUCGUCCCAAGACUCGGAUGAUUCCCGCUCGAGCGCAUCCGACACCGAACAAUCUUACCGCACCUUUUUUUUCCCCACGCAGUUUUCGAACUCGUCGCAAACUUCCAUCAGCUCUGUCGAGAGCCUUUGUGAACCGUCCGUAAAGCAUGUUAGUCACUGGCAAAAGAGUUGCACUGAACAGGCCAAGGGCGACCGUCUUUUGAGACAAAACCCCCGGCGCACAAACCGCUCAGCGACCUCUCGUACCGGACAUCCGCCCUCUCUAGUGAGACAAGAUGACCGCAAAGUUAACUUCGUUGACACCGUUGUCGAUUCAGCCACCUUGACCGUCGAAGCCAUUUGGCCUUUGUCUUCGGCCUGCCCUCGCAACGGCAAUGGAGCGAAUCCGGGGCUUUCGCUGCGCCAGUUUAUCCAGGAGACGCUCAAGCGCUCGCGUUCCAGCUAUUCCACCUUGACGGUUGCACUGUACUACUUGAUCCUGAUCAAGCCCCAUGUCCCUGCCUGCGACUUCACCAUGGAACAGUCUCGCGAUUGCCUCGAGAACCCGGGUCUCCAGUGUGGGCGCCGCAUGUUCCUUGCUGCUUUGAUUUUGGCUUCCAAGUAUCUGCAGGACAGGAACUACUCGGCAAAGGCCUGGAGCAAGAUCUCUGGCCUCAAUGUCAAGGAGAUCAACCAGAAUGAGAUGGCUUUCCUCUUGGCGGUCAACUGGAAGUUGCACAUCCCAGACCACUUAUAUGAGCGGUGGACUGAGUGCAUGGCCAAGCUCAACCCGUCGCUUCCACCCUGCUCUGGUUCUGCAGCCCAGCAGAUCUAUCAGCAGCAAUGCGCCAACUACAAGAACGCUAUCCGCAAGUUGACUCCAGAGUUGGAUAACGUCGAGGAAGUGGCCUCCUGGUUCCAUCAGAGAUCGCCUGUUAUUGUGCCGGCUGUCGCCAGAUCGCUCUACACGCCUCCGUUUGAGCGUUCUUCCCCUUUCGAGAGCAAGGUUGAGUGCCGCGCUAGGAUUCCGGCUCCGAUGGCAACCCCUGCUGUUAUGGAACCGAGCCCUUUCGCCGUGCAAGCGGAGUGCCGCAUGGCUCCGGCGCUUGGCUUGCUCCCGAGCCCCCGUCCUACUCCUCAGCUGCGCGCAAUGACCAGUACUCCUGCAGUGAGUGCUGCGUCUUGUCUUCUUGCAAAGGGCUCGUCGAUGGGAUAUGCUAUGCAGCAGGUCUCGCACGCAACGGCUGCUCAGCUCUCGGAUCGGUGGCCUUCGGCUUCGUCCCCCCCUUAUCUUACCCGCCGUUCGUCUCUUGCCAACAGCGUCUCUACUGCGUCUUCCCCCGAAUCCAUGGUUUCUGAUUCGUCGCAACUGUCCCGAUCUUCUUCUUUCUCCGCUACUUCCGUGGAAAGUGCGCCGUCGUCCGACUCGGAUGCUCAGGCGCGCUACCAGUAUGGAAAGCAGGAGGGUGAGAAGUAUGGUCUACAGCCAGUUGUUGUUUCGGCUCACGAAACCUAUGGAGGCAAUACCUUGACGCUUUCGCCCGAGUCCUGCUACAUGGAUCCGGCCGGCCAGAACCUCAAUGACUACAAGGUCGCUGCACUUGCUCUUCAAGACUUGCGCCGUCAGGGCAGUGAUUUUCCGGCUAGAGCGGGAAUGAAGCGUGCUAGGGCUCCUUCCACCCACAAGCCUCUGCAGGACAACGUUCGCGACCUUCUUUCUGGCAUGGACUCUGUGAACCCAUCUCGCCAGAUGCCGGUCCGCUCCUUCUCCGAUGAGAGUUACAAGCGGCUCUGUUUCUCGGUGGAAGACGCUCGGCCUGCAAUCCCAUCACUUCAUCCCGCCAUGGGUGGUAUCGGUGGUCCCGGGAUGUGGGAUGGGAUUCUUUGCUAA